AUGUGCCCGAUAAAACACAAACAAAAGCACCACCACCGCCGUAGCGCCCCCGCGACCUCAAAUACGGCCGCCGCUACUGCCACAGUGGAAGACUGGAGAGACGAAUCGAUAAAUGGGGGAUCCUUAAAACACGUGGACCUCCAGAAUGGAUCCAACGGCUGGGCCUCUCCACCAGGCGAAGUAUUCUCUCUUCGGGGCCCCAAUUAUUUUGCCAAGAAAUCCAAAGUGCCGGCUGGCGAUUGGUUGCUGAACUCGGCCGGAGUCGACUGGCUACGAUCCAAUUCCAAGAUCGAUCAUGUUCUCUCCAGGCCCGAUAACCGUGUAAUGGCUGCUUUGAGAAGCUCGAAAACCCUAGAAAAAUCAUCCAAAACCUUCAUUCUCGCGGUAAAUUUACAGGUUCCGGGCCGGGAUCAUCACAGUGCGGUAUUUUAUUUUUCAAGUAAAGUGGAUGAGCCCAUUGAUCCAAAUUCACUACUUCAUCAAUUCAUUCAUGGGUCCGAUGCAUUUAGGGAUAGUAGAUUCAAGAUAGUGACUAAAAUUGUGAAGGGACCUUGGCUUGUGAAAACUGCUGUGGGGAAUUAUUCCGCUUGCUUAUUGGGUAAAGCUUUAAAAUGUUAUUACCAUAGGGGACCGAAUUAUUUGGAAAUAGAUGUUGAUAUUGGUAGCUCAGCUAUUGCCACAGCGAUUUUGCGCCUUGCUUUGGGAUGUGUCACGGCGGUGACUGUGGACAUGGGGUUUCUGGUGGAGUCGCAAUCUGAGGAGGAGUUGCCUGAGAGAUUGUUUGGGGCGGUGAGGAUUUGUCAAAUGGAAAUGAGUUCUGCAACCUUUGUUGAUAGUGCUACGCCUUCCAGUAAAGUCUUGCCAAUGGAUAGUGGAGGAAGUGAAAAUGAAGAUGUUUAG
This is a messenger RNA of Fraxinus pennsylvanica, 900 nucleotides long. The record is from the annotation of a GenBank genome assembly. NCBI's taxonomy places the organism in Eukaryota, Viridiplantae, Streptophyta, Magnoliopsida, Lamiales, Oleaceae.